AUGGAGUUGCUCCCUGUCGCGCAAUCAAAGGACCAAGGAAGAGAACAACAACAUGAGGACGAUGCAUCCACCACAAAUCUGCUCGCCCCUCCACGCCCUCAGUCUCAGCGCUUUCAUUCUCACGACCAUCAGUCUUCGCACUCCAACCGCUCUCAACCACCAAGACUGUGGCAAAUAUCCUGGUGGCUUCUCACCAUAGUCCUGAGCGCUUUCAUUCUUGCCACGGUCAAGAUCUACCAUUCUCAGGGGAACUUUGACUCUGCGCAGAAGCAUGUCUUCAAUACCAUUACCACGGCUUUGAUUCUAGCUUUGGGUCUGAAUUUCUUCGAAGCAUUCAAGUCCUUAGCUAAAGGCUACAAAUGGAAAAUAUUAGAGCAGGCACAUUACCCUCGUCAAGAGAAGGGAUUGAUUUCCAACAUCGAGAACCUGACUGAUGUGCUGGUCCUUGGCUGGGAAUCUCUCAUUGCCAUCAACAUUCUCGCGCAAGUUUCAGUCGCAAUGAUCAGUCUGACAUACAGCGUCGUGGAUGGCACAAGCUGGAACAAUACGUAUACAAGACCCGGUGUCGCCAGUGCAUCCAAUUUGAAAUGCUACGCUUUCGGUCCCAAAGGUCGUUGUGGUGAAGGCAACCAAGCUCGGGCCCAUGCGUAUGGAGAUAUGGCUUUGGCAUUCCCUUGCGGCGCCUACAACGAUACCUCACAGAUAUUAACGUCCCGACAAAACUCCCGCUAUUAUUGCAGACGGACCCGUCAUCAACAGGAAUUUGCAUAUCGCUUCAACGAGUAUAAUCUUAAUGAUACGCAGCAAGCAUACCCAAGAUUUACUCAACGAAUCGUCACAGCCUCGGCUGGACAAUGUUUCAACUAUACAAUGGUCGGUGAUCCUCGUGAUCUACCGGAUGGCAAUGUCUUCUACGAGUAUAGCAAUGGCACCUUCAGUAGCAACAUUACAAUCCCUGGUCAAAGUGGCGCUUGGGAUGGUACUACGUAUAUCUACAGAGGAUCCGAACCUCCAGAAGAAGCGGAGCUAUAUGCAUGCGGCCCUCGGUGUUUAUGGAUGUGGGCCCACAAAUCCCGCGGUCAUGGCGAGCCAUCUACGUUCUACCAGUGUCCCAUCACCGUAAACCCAGUGAGCAAUACAUCGAACGAUACACAGCAAAUCUCAGACGGCAUAGCCCGUCUCGCAGCCGCGUCAAUCGCAAUACAAGGUCGCCCCAUCAACGCAAACGUCUCGAGAGAAUAUCAACUCUAUGCCUUUGGGUCUCACUGGGAGGUGCACUUCAAAGAACCCGACCAGGUCGGCGCGAACAUGGCCGAGUUCGCAAUCGGAUCCAUCUCCACGAUGGCGUGGACGAAUCCUCGAAUUCCAGUCAAAGGCUUGGUGCCUUACCUCGGCAGUCACGUCGAAGUGAAUUGGUAUUACCUUAUACCACUGGUUGCCGGCAUCAACGGCGCCCACCUAGCGCUCUUCAUGUUAAACAUUUACGCUACAUAG
Letharia lupina is the source of this 1494-nucleotide messenger RNA. RefSeq lists its product as uncharacterized. Bases 1 to 1494 code for a protein of 497 amino acids. NCBI's taxonomy places the organism in Eukaryota, Fungi, Ascomycota, Lecanoromycetes, Lecanorales, Parmeliaceae. The record is from RefSeq and is a predicted model, not a curated record. The transcript is spliced from 5 exons.